CUAGAUACCAGGCCAUAAACUCAAAAAAAAAAAAAAGAAUACUAUGAUCUCUAAAUUCUAAUCUCUAUGAUCAGUGGAUCGGUUUACUGGUGAGGCGGGAGAAUGGCUUUGGUUAUGGGCCUGGGCUUGCACCAGGUAUUCUCCAUAAUUUUGCUGCUGAGAGUGUUGUCAGUGUUCCUGGUGAAAACGUGGUACGUCCCCGACGAGUACUGGCAGACUCUGGAAGUGGCACAUAAGCAAGCUUUUGGAUAUGGAGCAUUGACUUGGGAAUGGCAGAAGGGUAUCCGAAGCUAUCUUUACCCUAGUAUUGUCUCAGUGUUCUACACUGUUUUGAAGUUUGCAUCAUUAGACUAUCCAGAAGUUGUGGUUGUAACACCACGGAUCCUUCAAGCUAUUCUCAGUGCUUUUGCAGACUACCGUUUCUAUAAAUGGACAGGAGGUCGCAAAUGGGCCCUGUUUUUGAUACUCACAUCUUGGUUCUGGUUCUACACAGCCAGCCGAACAUUAUUGCAAACAUUUGAAACAGAUUUAGUUGCUAUUGCCCUGUCUGUCUUUCCUUUUAAAGCAGGAAAAUUAGCAUAUUAUGAACAAGAAGACAAUAGAUGGAUUUGGCUAGCCGUUUUAUCUGUGUUCGUUCGACCCACAUCUGCACCAUUAUGGCUUGUCCUCGGCACGUACAACCUGUUUACUACCAACCAGGGAAAAUUCCUUUUUUUUAAAAACUAUUUGCCUAUUAGUCUCAUAGCCGGUGGAAGCUUGGUCGCUCUAGAUACAUACAUGUACGGAAGAUUGAUCAUCACACCCUGGGAGUUCUUUAAGUUUAAUGUCCUGCAAGAUAUCGGGUCCUUCUACGGAACGCAUCCAUGGCAUUGGUAUCUGACCCAAGGUAUACCGGCAGUGUUAGGAGUGACCCUCCCUCUAGUACUGUGGGGUAUCGUCUCGGUGCUCCGAAGACCCAAAGAGAACAAAACAGGAGUCGUUCUGUUGACUGCCGCCGUCGUUCAUUUAGGAAUUCAUAGUUGCAUCGCUCACAAAGAGUUCAGAUUCGUCCUGCCUCUGCUCCCCGUCCUGCUGUAUUUGGCCCAAGACGUCGUCGUCCCCUGGAGCAGGAAGGCUAAAAGAUGGCAACUGUACUCCCUGGCGGCGGUGAUCCUGCUGGGCAACGCCGUCCCCGCGGCCUACUUCGGCUCGGUGCACCAGGCGGGCACCACGCGGGUCAUGGCUCUCCUGCGGGAGGCGAUCCCUCACAACCGCAGCUCCGUGCUGUUCCUGAUGCCGUGCCACUCCACGCCCCUCUACAGCCACCUGCACGCCAACGUGUCGGUUCGCCACCUGGACUGCUCGCCGCCUCCCCCGGGCCGCACCUUCGAGGCCGAGGCCUUCUUCAACAACCCCGGCGCGUGGUGGGCCAAGGAGUACUCCGCCAGGCAGCCUCCAACCCUGCUCGUCAUGUUCGACGUGCUCCGCGGCCGCGUCGAGUCUCUGCUCGAGAACCGGUAUCGGCCGAUAGGCGAGCUGCCGCACACGCAGUUCCCGUCGGGCGAGGUCGGCGCGAGCGUGCUCGUGUUCGAGCGCGCGGCGGCGGCGGGGCGCGGGGGAGCGUAACCUCGGGCCGACGACGACUCGUAGUUAUUAUAAUAUAUUUAAAAGCGUAGAUUCACCUCGUCGUUCGGUCGCGACUCUACGCGGGAAAUGUCUUCCGGCCUUUUGACAUUAUUGCUUUUAUUUUGUGACAUUUUGUGGGCACUUUUUUGGUGCAGUUUUAAGUGUAAUUUUCUUCGACCGGGUCGUCGCAUUUGACGUAUCGCAUAGAUUUUUUUGCGAAAUAAUUCUCCAUGGCGAUACAUAUUUUUAUUAAAUAUAAGUUUGACUUCGCUCACAAACGACUACGUACACAUUGAUCGACGUUAAGUUGAGCUCGAAAUCCAUGACCACACGCUACCCUAGUAAAUAGGGUUGUAACCAUUCAGUUGCCAAAGCGUCGCUUAGUACGGAAUACUCUACUCUACUCCGAAAAUAGACUGACGAGAUGACCACCGACGGCUCGCGAAGUUCUUGUGCGCUUUCAUCUUUCACUUAAUAGUUGGCGAAGUUCGGGAGAGUUCGGGAGCCGACACCGUUUUUGAAAUUGUGUAAUAUAAAUAAAGAAUAUUUCAAAUGGCAAUAAUGGUUCAUGUGAGAUGAGGUUAUUUAUAUUGUACAAAACAAUUCAAUUCAUUUUUUUACUAUUUCCGGUAAUUGAUUAAUGAAAUAUAUUGUGUGAUUUAACAAAAAUAUUAUUGAGUAUAAUAAUAAUUUUAAUAGAAUUUAAUAGAAAAAAUUUUGAGCAUUUUUUGGGAAAUCCCAGUGUUGUUUUCUGUAAGUAAACGUAUUUUAGAAAUGUGUGAAUUUUAAUAAAGAUUUUAUUUUUAA
This is a messenger RNA of Pieris napi, 2412 nucleotides long. RefSeq names its product GPI mannosyltransferase 3 (gene PIG-B). The record is from RefSeq and is a predicted model, not a curated record. The transcript has 9 exons. The coding region runs from base 103 to 1605 and encodes 500 amino acids. Gene Ontology annotation, biological process: GPI anchor biosynthetic process. Gene Ontology annotation, molecular function: alpha-1,2-mannosyltransferase activity. NCBI's taxonomy places the organism in Eukaryota, Metazoa, Arthropoda, Insecta, Lepidoptera, Pieridae. Gene Ontology annotation, cellular component: endoplasmic reticulum membrane.